AUGCCUCCAAAGGCAUCGAAAAAGGCUGAACCUAAGGGAGGCAAGGCUCCCGCAGGAAAAAAGAAGGAGGGAUCUGGAAAGGCCAAAAAGAAGAAGUGGUCUAAGGGAAAAGUGAGAGAUAAGCUCAACAACAUGGUUUUGUUCGAUCAAGCCACAUACGACAAGUUGUACAAGGAGGUCAUCACCUACAAGUUGAUCACACCGUCAGUGGUAUCCGAGCGUCUGAAGGUACGGGCAUCUUUGGCAAAAGCUGGACUACGUGAGCUGCAAGCUAAGGGUCUUGUGAAGUGCAUUGUCCAUCACGGAGGUCAAAUUGUUUACACACGAGCCACCAAGGAGGCCGAUGUCAUUGUUGAGUAA
This is a messenger RNA of Strongylus vulgaris, 360 nucleotides long. The record is from the annotation of a GenBank genome assembly. Lineage: Eukaryota; Metazoa; Nematoda; Chromadorea; Rhabditida; Strongylidae.